UCCCAUCCCUCCACCACACAUCUAGUGCUCAUUGUGGCAGAAUUGCAGUGCACUGGAUUGUACAGAGCAGGGUAGCAUCCAGGCUGUUGUCUGUGAGGGGUGGGGUCCGGCUACACUGAUACCACCAGACGUAAGCUUACAGAGGGACACAGAGAGGCAAGAAAAGAGAGAGAAAAAAAGAGAGAGAAGAGGGGGGAAGAUUGCACCUGAAGAGGACUAGAAUACGGGAUGAAAGGAGACACCCCAGUGAACAGCACCAUGAGCGUCGGCCAAGCCAGGAAGCUGGUGGAGCAGCUGAAGAUAGAGGCUAGUUUCUGCAGGAUAAAGGUAUCAAAGGCAGCGGCUGACCUGAUGGCGUACUGCGACGCACACUCCUGUGACGACCCCCUGAUCACCCCCGUGCCCACCUCAGAGAACCCCUUCAGGGAGAAGAAAUUCUUCUGCGCUCUGCUUUGAGCCCAAUCAGGGAUUGUUGUGAUUAACAGUACAACUGUACAGUAUGUACAUGUAUGUACAGUGUGUACAUGUACUUCUGAUCUAAAUAAGACAUCAAUGUACUAUAGUAACCUUGCAUAGAAGCUGCCGAUGUACAGUACACAAUCAACUACAAAAACGUCUCUAACUAAAUUCUUUAACUGCUAACGUCAAUGUUAAGAGGGGAAGAACAAAAAUGACUUGAAGCAAAACCCAAACAUUCAAUCAAUAAAGAGUCAGAGAUACACCAUGAUCAAAAACAAAAGAAAUUUAAGAAACAGCUAUCACGUGGUUGAAAACACAGACAUUUCAUGCUCACAUAUGUUACAGGUAGCUGCCAAAGAGGAAACAGUCUGAGCAUCAAGUGUCUUACAAGGCUCCGACAGUCACAGGGACAGACUCGUGGAUUCUGCAGCAUUUGGCACUUUUAACUGGAAGGCCGAGGCCCCGUCUACACGUAUACAGAUAUUUUUGAACUGAUAUUUUCCUCUAUGUUUUGUCCUCUGUCUAUACACAGACAGAGAUUUGGGUUGGGGAUUUUUAAGAACGCCUUCCAAGGUGCUGAUUUUAUCCAUGUGGACGUGUAAAUCAGAGCAUUUGGAAAACCUCAUCUCCUAAAUUGCUGCCUGCCGCUUUGCUUACAUUUUGUUAGCACUGCUUGGUCUAAUGACUACUUAACAUUUAAACUUAGUACUAUUGCACCACUUCAAGGAUGAACAAAGGCGUCUGCUGCACCCAGUGUUACUUGCGCCACCUAAGUAUCCGCAGGUUUAAGUAUGCCAGAAAUGAUGGUUCUGGAUCAGGCCCGGUUGAACCAGCAGGCAGUGGGACAAUUUUGAGAUUUGGUUUUUUGUUGAUAAGGACUAUAAAAAGAAGAAAUACUUUCGCACGUUCAGAGCAUCACUCAAAUCUUUGACUCCUCUUCGUCAAAAAUCUGUUACCGUUUCAUGACUGUUCGUCAGCCGUUAAUCAUGUUAGCCUGUCUGUUAGCAUUGCGGGUGACUUGGUUAGGCAGCCGUUUGUCAUGUCGAUGACUGUUCUCGGGCUGUUGGCAACGUCGGCGAUGCUGUUAGUUGACCCUUAGCAAUAUUUGUUGUUUUUUACCGAAGUUUUCUUGUUUUGCUCCAAGAAGACUGUGUCCAAAGGAUUUACUCUACAAACUGAAAUCAAAGGGAAUCAAAAGUGAUAUAAUCUCCAGGAGGUGACCUCGCGUGGCCACGCCUAUCUACAUAGUGCUAUGUCAGCGCUCGAGUAAGGUCUGGAAUCAACGCCUAUCUUUCUGCUACUGGGGAAAAAACGCUCUACUUUGUUUUUGUUUCUUUAAACCAAUCACAAUCGUGUCGGGUGGCACAUUGCCCAGGAUGCAGUGAUGGUGCUUUUGCAAAAUAGUGUUCUGGUUCUGAUAGAACAUUUGAAAUUAAAAUGACUCCGCAAAAGAAAACGCCACAUUUACAGUCAUACGUCGACUUUGUGAUUCAACUUACAGUGGUAAAAAAACAAGGGCUCUGGAGGAACUCACUGGACCCGUUAAAACCACAAUUUCUUGGCUGUAUGUGGCUCUAGCAAAGUCAAUUUCAGAGUUUAAAAAUGCGGUAAGUCAACUCUGACCGGAUGUUUCACAAAGCAGAUAAACGUCGGCCAUGAGUCCUGCGAGACGGAGUCAGAGCAUUUCCAAGGUGCAUUCACAAGUUAUUUCAUUCAUUGUUGAUCGUGAUAACAAUUCACCAAAACGACAAAGCAGGCGCGUCUUUUUGCACGAUUCCAACUCUUUAUCAAAACUUGCCUUUUUCAGUGGAAAGUGUGGUUGUUUUUUUAUGGCAAAGGAGAUUUGGAAAUGGUAACAAGGAAGGGAGACUGCCGGUUGAUAUCAGUGGCCUAAUGGCAGGUUUUCAGCCACAGUCUAAAUCCGGUGAGUCAGACUAUGAAAAAGGUGAUGUUAGCUUGUACACUUUACUACCUUUGUGACAAGGGGAGACGGGUGAAGACAGCUAAGGCCAGCUAGCAUUUGGAGUCGUCAUUUUUACGUUCUAGUUUGGAUGAAGGUAUUUUCUAAAAUGGAGGUUGUGUGGACAGAUUUUUUUUUUUAAUAUCCGUAAACGUGUAGACAGGGCCUAAAAUCCCACAUUAGGUCUUUGGAUUGUGGUGGUGCUACAAGUCUCAGAUGCUGCUCUGAUAGGUCAGGGCUGUCAGUUCUCCCCCAUAGAAACUGUCCACACAUAUUUGAGAUCUGGCGACUGAGAAAAAGAAAAACCUAUGUUAGGUAAUUAAGUACGACAUUUCCCAUGUGGUGACUACUUGUAGAUGGAGGUCAGAACACCCUACUUCAGCUUAGACAUGCUUUACAUGCGUCUUCAUUCAGAGUGUUUUCUCCCAUCUAGAUAUCACACACAUUUUGUAUUCCUCGUUCACUUAGGUGUUUCCUGUUUUGGCAGUUACUUGUAUCUACCAAUGACAACAGCUGUUUAUGAGUGGCGUAGAAUCAUGUAAUCUGUUUAUUUCAAGGUUUUAUUGAGAUUUAAGCUCAUUUCUAUACUGUUGCUGUAGUGUGGAUGUGGAAGUGUGUGUGUAUGCAUAGGUGCUAACUGUGAAACUUAAGCAACAAUCCUGAGCAUCUGAUCACUGUCGAAUCAAGAUUUUAUAGUUCAAUAGCACACAGACCCAAAAAAAGAAAGAAAAAAAAACAUUAAAAGGGGUUAUGAACAUUUAAUAUAUAUAAUCUAAGCCAUUAAAGCUAAAUCAGCUAUUCGAUUAUUAUGACAUGAAUAAUUUUAUAUUUCUUUGAGGCAAAAAAUAAACAGCAGUUAUAAUGUACUUUUAAAGACAGGUGAACAUCGUCAUUUUAACCAAUCAGGUCUGAGAGGUUCUCCAGAGCAGAACGUCUCCACUCAUUCAUGUGAAUUGAGGACUGAUGUGAACGACUUGGGGAUUUUAAUUACAAGGUGUCACUUUUUCUGUGGAUAUUUCUCCAUCUACAGUACAGGUAAUGGUUUGUUUCUGUUAAAUCAUACCCACACAAACAUAAUAAAAUGGCUAUCAUCUGGAGUUCCCUCCAACAUGGUCCAAUCUCGUGAGCUCCGUGGCAUCUUCGACAUGAUAAAACUUUUGGAAGACCCCGCUCUGGACCAUUUCAAAUAUAAACCCAUGUAUUUUCAGUACCUUGCAAAUAUCAAAUUUGGAGCUUUGGCGAAAAGAGUAACCAUGGAAUAUCAAGUAUUGAAAUAAAACCUCCUGUUAUCAAA
This is a messenger RNA of Epinephelus lanceolatus (giant grouper), 3713 nucleotides long. It is a transcript of the gene gng3, whose product is annotated as guanine nucleotide binding protein (G protein), gamma 3. NCBI's taxonomy places the organism in Eukaryota, Metazoa, Chordata, Actinopteri, Perciformes, Serranidae. Gene Ontology annotation, biological process: G protein-coupled receptor signaling pathway. The record is from RefSeq and is a predicted model, not a curated record. Gene Ontology annotation, molecular function: G-protein beta-subunit binding. Gene Ontology annotation, cellular component: heterotrimeric G-protein complex.